Messenger RNA from Loa loa (African eye worm), 711 nucleotides. RefSeq lists its product as hypothetical. NCBI's taxonomy places the organism in Eukaryota, Metazoa, Nematoda, Chromadorea, Rhabditida, Onchocercidae. Bases 268 to 711 code for a protein of 147 amino acids. The transcript is spliced from 4 exons. The record is from RefSeq and is a predicted model, not a curated record.
CCUUACUGCGUGACACAUAAAUAGCCAUCAAUUCAAAUAAUAACAUUUUAUUGACUGUUGUCGCAUCUUUUCAUCCAUCUAUCAUCUUUUCUAUCUGAUAAAGUUAGGGAUGCUACAGAAAAACUGUAAGUUGGUGACGAAAGUGAUGACAGAAGCAAUUCAUGGUACCAUCGAAUUCCUUGAUGUUUUCUAUCGAUUCGAAACAAAAAAACAACAACUGUCUCGAUGACCAGGGCUAUCAAAUAUUAUUCACAAUACCAUCUGUAAAUGUUCGAUAAUCACGCAAAAGAGUACAAACAAUGUGAUUUGCAGCAAAUUAUGGAUGCAUACAAUAUGCAAGAGAGUAAGAUUGAUAAACUAUCAGUGAUAACAGCCGCUGGUGUUAUCACUCUUGACUUGCAUACAGCACUAGACACAUAUGUGAUCGCUGAAGAUGUCGCAAGAAAAAAUAUACGAAAUCAAAAAAACAAACUGGCAAGGAGAAGCAGCUGUUUGAGUAUCAAUGAAUUCGUCCAUCUUCUUCUUUUCGAACACGUUGAAAUUGCAACUGUUUGGCGGAAAGCGCAAUCAUCACUUCACGAAUCAUUUCAUUUUUCAUUCUUCUCCCAUCAAAAUGUCUCAAAUUCCGCUCUUCUUUUUACAGAUUUUACGGUAUUCUCGUCAAUAGCAAAUUUAUUUCAACUCAAUACUAUUACAUUUCUUGUCUUGUGA